Messenger RNA from Ylistrum balloti, 3843 nucleotides. Its product is annotated as F-box and WD repeat domain containing protein 10B-like. The transcript has 9 exons. The record is from RefSeq and is a predicted model, not a curated record. Lineage: Eukaryota; Metazoa; Mollusca; Bivalvia; Pectinida; Pectinidae. Gene Ontology annotation, molecular function: protein binding. The coding region runs from base 1 to 3843 and encodes 1280 amino acids.
AUGGUUGAGGUGUGUCAACAAAUCCCUCACACCAGCAUGUCCAGUCUGAGUGAUGGGGUGAUGAAACACCCAAAUAACAAUGUGGAGCUUUUCGAGUUCAACAUUGGACAGGCACUGCACAUGCGUUGUGUAAACACUAAAAAAGCAUGUGGACAAUGUGAAUCUUGUCAGCUGAAUACUAAAUUAAAAGAGGCUAAGGAAUGGUUGGGAAAAUUUGGAGACCAUUCUAAAAAACGUUUUAUGUUAGGGCUAAUGCGACGGUUUCAGAGUGUUGAUUUGCUGCAGCAGAUGGUGACUUUGUUACAGCCUUUGUUAUAUAAAGAUUUUACAUAUGCCAGGAGUCGAACAACGCCCAGUCUGAAAACUGAUACAGCUUCGCUCAGUUCUGAUCGUGCUGUUCCAUCCAAAGAUGUUGAAGCUUUCAUUUUGACAACAUGGAAUUGGUUUCAGAAGGCCAACUAUUGGUCAAAAGCAAACUAUGCAAUGUCUUUGCUGCAACUUUGUGACAGCCAUCUGCUCCAUAUUCUUGGGACCCAAGCACGAACCCUUCUUGUGUCUGAAGAGCGAGCAGCAUCCUUUGCAGCAGAAGAUGACCUGCUAGAGGCAGCUUCUAUAGCAAGUACUAAUUACACAUAUCAAUCCGACGAGCGACCUGACCUUGACCUUCUUAUCCGAGCAACACCUGAGUAUGGCAUUCCAAAACUUAAUCCACUCACUGGUGAAGAACUCUUCUUGGAUGAUGAAAUUGAAAAUGAUGAUAGUGGUGAUGAAAGUUUCACUUCCAUGGACAUUCUGUCAGUUGAUCCAGCAUGUAUGGUGGUUCCAACAUCAGCAAAGGCUUCCUCUGGGGUUGCAAAAUAUAAAGACUUCAUCCGCUUUCUGCCUGUUCAUAUUGCUAAAUAUGUGCUGGGAUUUUUGGACAUUGCUACAUUACACAAUGCACUGUGUGUAAGUAAUUACUGGAGCUCUCUUGUGGAGGAGGUACAUAAGGAGUUCCGUAUUAACCAGGACCUAUGUGAGGAAGUAAUGCUGAUGCAGGGUGCUUCAGCACAAGGUGCAAACCCAGUAUACGCCAAAGAUGUAGAUGUUCUUGUGCCAAAUCGGCACCUGGGUACAAGGGAGAUAAUUACCACAAAAGAUCAAGUUGUCAAAGCCAAGUAUAAGAAUGAGGUCAAUUUUGAAACAGCUUUGUCAGGAAUAUCAUGUCGCAAGGUCAUCAUGGAGGAGCGCAAUGUCUAUUGUGGCUCAUAUAAUGUCAUGGUGCUCAAAGAUGUUGAGGACUCUCAUCGUGUUGUACACACCUGUGGAGGUAAACUGAUAGCCAUUGGGUCAAAGGAUCGUAAGGUACGCUUUAUAGAGCGAGAGUCUGGAAAAGAGCAGGGUCCAGUGAUUACUGGACAUGCUGGAAGUGUCCGCUGUGUUUACCUGUGUGAGGAUGAUGGCUACGUCCUUAGUGGCAGUUACGACACUAGUAUUAGGAUGUGGAACAUGGAGACUGGCAAGUGUAUGAGAAUAUUUCGUGGUCACCGAGACACAAUCCUCACAGUCAUGGUGUAUGGUGAUUACUUAGUUUCUGGUGCCAAAGAUAACUGCUGUAAAGUUUGGAACAUGCAAACUGGAAAGUGUCAGCGGACAUUUAAACAUCGUAAACCUGUGUGGGCAGUGGCCAUGAAUGAGGAACUGUGUAUCACUGGGUGUGAGGGAGGUCGAGUGAAGGUCUGGGACGUGAAGACAGGCGACCUUGUCAAGAUGUUAAGUGGUCAUCAUGACCAGGUGACAUCCAUCAAGUUUGACAAGUGGCACAUCAUCACCGGCAGCAAGGAUGGUUACGCUUUAGUAUGGAGUGCACAAGGCUACCUCAGUCGCUGUCUCAACGCCCUCAGGCAUCCCAAGGCCGUCCUUUGUGUAGAGUUCAUGUACCUUCGUGUUAUCACUGGAUCAGCUGAUGGGCGACUCCGCAUCUGGAACAUGGUUAACGGACAGUGUUGUCGGAUCAUGCGUGGAAACAGUCGUAGUGAUGCAAUACAGUCAAUCAUUGCCAUUGGUAACAGGAUUACACUUAAUACCAGUGUUAACCUGUUGGUACUCAACUUUGAGAAAGUUGAGUGGGAUUAUACACUGGAGAAUGACAAAGUUCCACCACUGGUACAGUAUAGCUCAUACGCUGACACGCCCAUCAGGUCUCACCCAUACUCCUACAUCCGAGCGCAGAGAAUGGUACGAGCUGGUGCCACAAACUCAAAAAUAGUCUUACACAACCGACCAGGGGAGAUACAGGAACGGCACCUGGACAGUGGACGGAUUCUCCCUCAAACUUCAUUCCAUGCACCGCAGUACCCUCACAGCGCAAAGACCUUAAGUUCGCGUAGUAUGGCAAGUGCGAGACAAAUACAAAGUCAGGGCUUCGCUGAUGUAGGAUUUGAAAGCAUGCAUUUCACAGCCGGCACCGAGUCCCGUUUGGCACUGUCUGAAGUCAAAACUGCUGUCUCAAGUCGAGGGAAGAGUCGAGCCUCUACUGCCCCUUCAAAGCCUCCACUGCCAAAGACGCGACCCUUAACGCACAAGUCUGGGGUAUCACAACAUAGUGUGAUCAUCGCUGAACCUAAUCCAGAUCAGUAUGAUGAUGACGAUGAUGACGAGAAUGGACCAUCAGCUUCAGGUCUAAAGCGAAGAGUUUCCUGGGCAUUUGAGAAGCCCCUCCUUCCAAAGUCUAAAGAUAUUUCUCUUUCAGAGACAAAGUCAUUGCUACGGUCACAGAUCCGGAUGAAGUCUGAGAGUAUUGUGCCACCAGAUUUCAUUUACAUGACUGUGAAUGCCAUUCAGAAUUCCAUGAAGACAACAGAAACAAACAGUAAUACACAGGUAAACUUUAAACUAACAAAUAAUCUUGCAGAUACAUUGAAAAAUAGGCCUAGUUCUUCUCCACCAAAAAUUGACCCCCGUACUAGAUUGGGUCCUGGAGAGAUAGGAAUAGAAAAGUUUAUUAUUGAAGACAAAGUGGACACCAUGUCAGAAUUCUCUGAUGUCAAAUCUAUAAAAUCUAUCAAAUCAACAAAAGCAAAGGAUGAUGGGAUGCCAGAGAGUCCAGAAAAAGAAAUAUAUGCCACACCAUGCGACAUUAAACCAACUAAAAUUAAAUUAAGACAAAGUUUGCAUUCAAAAAAGACAAAAAGCACUGUGCCAAUUGGUCGAGUCAUCAGGCCAAUAUCUGCAUCUGCCAAGCGAAAAGAGACUGAUCCUGAAUUAAAGGCACGUGGAAUUCGACCAGGAACAGCCCCAGCUCAAACAAAUCGUCCAGAUACAGCUGUGUCUGUUAGGUCCACUAUUGCACCUUCGCUGCCUGGAGUGUCUCCUCCACAGAAACCUCGAGGCCAAUAUGGUCUUUCAAGCACAGCUAUGGAGUCCAGUGUUGUUCCUAUGCUGAUGUACCCUGCUGACAUGAAGGAGAAAUUAUCACAGUUGAUUCAAGAAAAACGAAGUCAAAACAAAAUUGAAGAUGUGCAAUCAGCAGGUGAUGGUACUGGUCAGAUAUUGGGAAAAGUUAGUGCUUAUAAUGAUCCAAUGCGGAGUCAUGUGAAAUUUGAUCUGCGAACAUAUGAACAGGAGAAAGACUACAUCAGUAGCAUAGAGAAAAUGUUCUCAGAGCAAAAACUGCGAGAGGAAGAAGAACUGGAGAAAAAGCAACGCUCAGCUUGGUUAGCUCGUGCUAAAUCCAGACCACGUUCACAACAGCCACCUUCAAAAGUCCGACCAGGGUCCAAUAUUAAUAGUCCAAAGUCCAGGCCAUCAUCCUUGUGUCCUAAUCAAGUGAAGAUCCGUCCACAUUCACAACCUCCUUGCUAA